AUGCUGCGAGCAAAAUCCCAAAGCUUGAGAAAACUCGAAUUACAAGAAAUUUGCUUUAAGAAAGAUAAUCUAACAAUUCUUAUCGUUAUGCCAAACUUGGAAAUUUUAUCAAUAAAGCAUUCAUCUGGAGAUCCUUUUGGCGAAGAAAAAAAUAAAUUUCAAAAUCUUAAAAGAUUAGAAUUGGUUAAUAAUUCAACUGAAUUAAAUAGAGCUAUAUUAAAUACUGAAUGUGAAUCACUAAAAUUUUUUGUAAUAUAUGAAAGGGAAUUAAUCGAAGAAGAAAAUGAUGAAUUUAUUUCUUUGCUAAGUCGAAACAUGUCUUAA
This is a messenger RNA of Dentiscutata heterogama, 324 nucleotides long. Lineage: Eukaryota; Fungi; Glomeromycota; Glomeromycetes; Diversisporales; Gigasporaceae. The record is from the annotation of a GenBank genome assembly.